Molecule: messenger RNA, 2325 nt
Organism: Ogataea parapolymorpha DL-1
Lineage: Eukaryota; Fungi; Ascomycota; Pichiomycetes; Pichiales; Pichiaceae
Product: N-terminal acetyltransferase
Exons: 1
Coding region: 1-2325 (774 amino acids)
Biological process (GO): N-terminal peptidyl-methionine acetylation
Cellular component (GO): NatA complex; cytoplasm
Molecular function (GO): protein-N-terminal amino-acid acetyltransferase activity; protein binding
Source: RefSeq, a predicted model, not a curated record
AUGUCCAAGACUGCGAAUUAUCGCCCCACGGCCAGCAAGGAGGAAAACCAAUUUCGCGAGGCCCUCAAGCUGUACGACUCUAAGCAGUACAAGAAGUCUUUGAAGGUGAUUGAUGGCGUUCUGAAGAAGAACCCGCAUCACGCGGAGAGUCUCGCUCUGAAAGGACUUGCCCUGUACUACUCGGAUACGGACAAGGCAUCUGCAGAAUCGUACAUCUCCAGGGCCUUGGACAAGGACAGUACAAACAACGUGGUGAACCACAUUGCGGGUAUUUACUACAGGGCGGUUAAAAACUAUAAAGAGGCCGCUAAAUGGUACCAGGCUGCGAUGGACCACGGCUCCACAAACAAAAGCAUUUUGCGUGAUCUCAGCUCCAUGCAGAGCCAGAUACGAGACUUCAAGAAUUUGCCGAAAUCCAGACUUGGCUACCUCGAGGAUCAGCCUGGCUACCGAGCUAACUGGACGGCGUCUGCCGUUGCACAUCAGCUGCACGGCGAUCUGGCAAAUGCCGAAAAAGUGCUUGGCCGUAUUGAAGAAUUAAUUAGCGACAAAUUGCAGGAAAGCGAUUACUUCGAGCACUCGGAGUGUCUGCUUUAUAGAAACGACGUUAUUGCCCAGAUGGGUGACUACGAAGCCGCCUUGAAGGACUUGGACCGGAUCGAAGCCACAAAUAUGGUCCUUGACGGUCUGUCGUUGUUAGAGAAAAGGGCGGACUACCUCAUGAAAUUAGAUAGGAAAAAGGAGGCAUCGUUGGUGUACCGGAUGCUGCUCAAAAGAAACCCAGACAACGCCAAGUACUACUACCAGUUGGAGGAUGCUCUGGGAGUGCGCAACUCUCCGCGUGUGAGGCUCGCGUUGUAUGAGAAACUGGCCUCAUUCUACCCGAAGUCCGACCCUCCUCAUUUCAUUCCGCUCACUUUCCUGGCAGGCGACGAGUUCAAGCAAAAGGCCAAAAAUUACGUGCUUGGCCAGCUGAAACGUGGUGUUCCCUCGACAUUUGUUAACGUCAAGCCACUGUACAAAAAUAAUUCGCAUGCUGCCACCAUUUAUUCCAUUGUGUCUGAAUUUUUUGAAACGAUCCAAGACCAGCCAUUGACCUACUGCUGGACAGCUUAUUUCCUGGCUCAGCACCACUACCACGUUGGAAGCUACUCAGAGGCUCUAAAGAUGAUUGAGCUGGCGAUCAAUCACACUCCUACACUGGUCGAGUUGUACAUCCUCAAGGCACGUAUUUAUAAAAGGAUGAACGAGCUGGACCAGGCGGCUCUCGUGAUGAACGAAGGACUCAAACUAGACCUUCAGGAUAGAUUUAUCAACACCAAGACCACCAAGUAUUAUUUGCGUGCCGAUAACGUUCACAAAGCUAUUGACACGAUCUCCGUCUUCACGAAGAACGAUGACAGUCCUAACGGCCUGAGAGACUUGCAUUUGAUGCAAUCUAUCUGGUUCAUUGUGGAGAGUGCAGAAAGCUACCUGAGAAAAUAUAGAAAGGCUCUGGGUGAGCAUAACGAUACCGAGGCCAAGACGAACCUGGGUCUUGCCUUCAAAAGAUACAUAAGCUUGACCAAAAUCUUCGAAGACUUUUACGACGACCAGGUCGACUUCCAUCACUAUUGCAUGCGAAAGGGUACUCCAAGAGCGUAUCUGACCAUGAUCAACUGGGCAGACAACUUGUUCGAUCAGCCGAUGUAUAACCGUAUUCUGGAUGGCUUGAGCGAGACUAUCCUGGAAGCAAUACGCCACAAGGAGUUGUUCACGACCGAGCAUGUGCACAAGAAGCUCAAAAAAGAGGAGAUCAGGAAAAGAGAGGAGCUAGUGCAGUAUUCUCAAUCUGUUGCAGAGGAUGAUGACGUGUUUGGCGAAAAAGCGCUCAAGGAAAUCAUCCGGGACGAGAAGCUGGAUAUUCUUGUGAAGCAGCAAGCACUAUUGCACCAGCAGGACGGUAUCUUCACACAGAUUUUCAAUUUCAGAGUCAACUUCCAGCUGAAAAAAUACGUCCUAUGUCUGCAAUCAUUGAACAAACUCCUGGCACUGGAUAAACACAAUCCCUUCAUUGGAUACAUGGUGGACCAGCUGCGCAACCACCUCGCAGAGUCGACACCCGACACGAUCAAAAAAAUCGUGUCUGUGGGUCUGAUGAAGAAUUUUGGUAAGGCCGAUACCGCCUACCUACUGGAGACGUAUUUUAGUGCCAAUGACCUUGAAACGGGACUUGUUCUUGCCCGUAUGAACGAGACUGUGUUCCAGACGCGGCUGUCUGAAAUCAAGGAGAAGUUGGAUCCGUACUCGCGGGGUUUGGUCAGCAUUGUCCAGCUCAGCUAUUGA